Molecule: messenger RNA, 465 nt
Organism: Cryptococcus wingfieldii CBS 7118
Lineage: Eukaryota; Fungi; Basidiomycota; Tremellomycetes; Tremellales; Cryptococcaceae
Exons: 2
Coding region: 1-465 (154 amino acids)
Source: RefSeq, a predicted model, not a curated record
AUGAACCGCUCACUCCGCCUCCUCAAGCCCCACCCAGCCUACGCAUUCCCCGCCCGCCCUAUCCACACCGCCCUCCCUACAAACCUCGCCAGGCCCUAUGCCUCCCCCGUUUCUCCCCUCGCAAAGCAUGCUGCUGCCCGUCUCGGCCUUUCGUCUUCUUUGCAACGCUCCAUGAGGGGCUAUGCUACCGAGCCGCCAAAAGACGGUAAAGACACAGAGUACAGAGAAGCCCAGUCCAAGACACCGAGUGCCGCGUCCGAGGUCAAAAACUUGGCAGGCGGAUUUGCGCAGGUCAUUGCUGGUAACAGUGUUGAAGCUGCCGCUGCUGGUGCACGAGAACAGUCAAACCCCCGAGUAGCCGGGUCGCUCCAUGACGACUUUGUGGGCGCUACGCAAGGCCUAGCGAAGGAAGUCCCCAAAUCCGCUAUGGUGCUAGGCAAGUGCAUUCGAUCUAACAUGGGGUAG